This is a messenger RNA of Nanorana parkeri, 2527 nucleotides long. RefSeq names its product SH2B adaptor protein 3 (gene SH2B3). The record is from RefSeq and is a predicted model, not a curated record. Gene Ontology annotation, molecular function: transmembrane receptor protein tyrosine kinase adaptor activity. Gene Ontology annotation, biological process: intracellular signal transduction. Gene Ontology annotation, cellular component: plasma membrane. Bases 195 to 1964 code for a protein of 589 amino acids. Lineage: Eukaryota; Metazoa; Chordata; Amphibia; Anura; Dicroglossidae. The transcript is spliced from 9 exons.
GUGGCGGAAAUGAAGAGUGUCUGAGCAGCGUUUUUUUUUCAUAUAGGGGGGGCUGGCUUGUACUUGGAUCGUCUGUUGAAAGUUAUGGCUUGAGACACCAUGGGGAAGAGAAAAGGAUUCUUUGGCAGGUUGGAAAACUGUGGUAGCAUUGCACAGUGGAGCAAUAGCAUCACACCACUGCUUCAGUCACUGCAAUGAAUGGGGACACUAUUCAACCUGAAAGUUCCUCCAUCCCUCAGGGCUGGAAUGAGUUCUGUGAGCUUCACGCCAUCUCCACAGCAAGGGAGCUGGCAAAGCAGUAUUGGUUGUUUGCAAAUCAGAACCCACACCAUGACAUCCUUGCCGCAGAGAACUUCUCCUUGCAGUUCACGGAUCUCUUCCAACAGUAUUUCAGAAACGAGGUGAGGGAAGGCUGGGGCAUGGACCAAUACAGGAUUUUUCCUUUCAGUAGAGUAAAAGAUUACAGAGAGACAGGUAGCAGGACAUCAGCGGAGCCUCCUAGUACGGUUGCAGCAAAAGUAGAGGUGGACUUAACACCUCACCGUGAAAAUACAGAACAGACAGCUAGUGACACUGCUGUCCACAAUGUGCCAAAAACUUGGAGUACAGAGGAGCUUGGAAACAACCUUACUCCUCCUCCUCCACGACCAUUCAUUAGAUUCUCCUUCAAUCAGUUUCGUAGAAGCCUUCGAAAUAUAUUCCGUAGGAGAUCUGCAGAUUCAAAUCCUCCAGAAAAUAGGGAAAUGGACUCGGAUACAACUGACUCACCUUCCUGGAAUGGCUUACAUAAGAGGAUUUUACCAUGGACUUUAAUCAGGGAGCCAGUUUUUGAUAUCCGAAAGGAAGGAAUUUUGAACUACAGCAUGGUAGAUGAGGCAAGUAUGGACAGUGGAACACUUUGGCUGAAAUGCAAAUUAGUUUUACGCAAAGCAAGCCCUUCAGACAAUGAAGAAUAUCUUAUGGAGUUGUUUGACCCACCAAAGUGUUCCAAACCAAAAUUACGGGUUCAAUGUUCUGCUAUCCAUGAAAUAAGAAAGUGCAGCCGCCUGGAGAUGCCAGAUAACAUUAACACAUUUAUGCUCAAGGAUAGUGCCACUGAAGUUAUUUUUGAAGUUGCAGAUGACCAGCAGCUAAAUUUGUGGACAUCAGAAAUCAGAAAAUGCAUGAAUCGUGGGACAGAGGAAACAGAUGGAGACACGCAGUUGCCAGUACACUCAGACCCCAUGUCACAAACCCUCAGUGGUGGCAGCACUGACACCAUCAUCCAAGGUGCUGCUGUCUUUGUGCCUUCAGAACAGUGUUGUCAUAAAACUGACCAUUUCUUGGCAUCCUAUCCAUGGUUUCAUGGGCCCAUCUCUCGAGUCAAAGCAGCUCAACUUGUUCAAGCUCAGGGAUAUGAAGGUCAUGGGGUGUUCCUCCUACGGCAAAGUGAAACGCGAAGGGGAGAAUAUGUCCUUACAUUUAAUUUCCAAGGCAGAGCAAAGCACUUACGCCUUACACUGACUGAAAGGGGUCAGUGCCGGGUCCAGCACCUGCGCUUCUUGUCUGUCAUAGAAAUGCUUCACUACUUCCGCCUUCAUCCAAUUCCACUGGAAAGUGGAGCCGCUGGAGACGUGAAGUUGUCUGGUUUCGUGGUGUCCUCUGCUCAUUCACAAGAUCAGAACCCCACAGUUAGCACAUUACUGUUCCCUUUGCCAAUCCAGAGGUUAAGUUCAGAGCAUACCAUACCACAUUUCCCACAGGCCAACCUGGGGCAACAUCCCUUCGCAGAUGACCUUCAUCCCAGCUCCUACUCUGAACAGAUUUUCCACUUGGUCCCCCCUCCAGAAGAACUGGCCCGGAACUUUUUGCUGAGCGAGUCCAGCAGGGCCCAAACAAGCAGCCAGAGGGAAUCUGACUAUGAAAUGGAUUCUUCCUCGAGGGGCCACAUACGGGCAAUAGACAAUCCUUACACACCUCUAUGACAAUGCGGUAGUGUGCUGUACAUGUUGAACUGACACGUUUACUUUUCUACAGUCACGAAAGCCUUAACACAUGCAAACAAGCAAAGAGUUUAACCUGUUUCUGUUUUAUUAUUAUGUUGCAGGGAUGAGUGAAAGUGUACAUCCCCUUUGGGUGUUAUUGUAUUAGGCCUGUUAAAGGGCCCUUCUUUCUCCUGCAUACUAGGCCUGGGCUGGCCUUCGAGGCAGUGAAGGGUUAAGUUGUGAGCAAUAUAUCAGCUUGUUUUCCUGUUACCGUUUACAAAAGGUAGUUACUUAUAAGUGUACUACUCCUAUCCAAUGAUAUGCAUGGAGUGGUGACAUUCUUCCAUGUUACAUGUAGGUGGUAAUGACCAGGACUUUCCAACCAUUGGCUUGUUCCUGGGACUGUCCCAUCAUCAGUAUAUCAGUUUUGUUACUGUUUGCAACACAACAGAGAGCUACAGCACUAUGAUGUCCUUAGUAUGUCUAUCUAAUAUAGCCGCUUAUGUAUUAUCAGGCGCUGUAUGAUACAAAAACUGUGUAGCACUUCCUCACUAUAUUAGAUU